Molecule: messenger RNA, 2693 nt
Organism: Tuber aestivum (summer truffle)
Lineage: Eukaryota; Fungi; Ascomycota; Pezizomycetes; Pezizales; Tuberaceae
Source: the annotation of a GenBank genome assembly
AUGGCGAGCGAUAAUCCACAUAACUUUCCCCCCUCUCUCACGCCGAAUCAAUGGACCACUCUCUACGCCGUUACCUCCGCCAUAAUUCGGCCGUUCACGGAGGACGAAAUAGCGGCGUACAUGCAAACCACAGCCACGGAUAUCUCAAAGGAGCACGUUAGAUCGUUUCUCCUCGAAGAGGCAAACUAUACAAAUCCCCGCUUCAGAUUCGCCCUAGAGCACACCUUAGAACAGAAACUACCAAAAAGCUCGGUUCAGGCAAUAUGCUUUGUGUUGAACCUACUCGAGUACGCUCCCCGUAACCCUACUCUCUUGCAACUUGAUGCUGACAAUUCCACUACAGUUCCGUGCCCGGCUGCCUCCUCCUCACCUUCUCCCUGACCCCCUUCCACCGUCAGCCGGCGCGUGUUCGGGAGGACCUAAUAAUCUCUUGGCUCGACCAGUCGUCCCGGCUCCUCUUCCCACCAAUUCGUGGCUUCGCAAAGGCCAUCACGGCGCUAACAAGGCUAGUCUGGACCCGUAGUGCUGAUGCAGACAUGUACUACGGGGCUGUUGGGUAUCCGGAGAAGACAGGAGCCGGAGUGAAAGCUCUGGAUGGGGAACCCGGGGAGUUCUACAAGUUUGACUUUCUGGACUUUUCCACCAGUGAGAAGGGCGCGCUCGAGUGCGACGUUGUAAUCGUCGGGUCGGGAUGUGGGGGAGCUGUUGCGGCGGCUCGAUUGGCGAGCGAGGGUCUUGACGUUGUGGUUGUUGACCGCGGCGAGUGGUGGGUCUCAUUUUGCUUGUGCUUAUUUCUGCACCGCUCGCAUCCUUGUGGGCUUCCAAGUUGACGCGGGCCGGGUGGGGUUUAGGGUUCCAUCCGAUCAGUUACCGUUACGGGAGACAGAGGCUUUUGCUAAAUUGUAUAACGGUAAUUUAGCCUCUACGACUGCGGAUGGAGUUAUUGCGCUGAUGGCGGCGGAGACAUUCGGCGGCGGUGGAGUAGUUAAUUGGGCUGCGAGUCUUCAGGUAGGCAUUCUCCUUCUAGGGUUAGGGUCAGAUCAUGGGAUCUAACUCGAAGAAGACGCAAGGGUUUGUCCGGGAAGAGUGGGCGGCGAAGCACAAUCUUCCGUUCUUCCUUUCCAACGAUUACCAAGAUUGCUUAGAUAAGUAAGAAUUUCACCAUCCUUGUAAUGUGGGGCUACGGCUGACGGGGUAGGGUAUCUGAGCGAAUGGGUGUCACGGCUGAAGGCAUUGCGCACAACCACCGGAAUCAGACCAUACUAGACGGAUGCAGGAAGUUGGGUUACUCUGCGGUCAUUGUCCCGCAAAAUACGGGCGCUACUUUGCCAGGCGAUAAAGAAGGUAUAGUGCGGGAACAUGCGGAUGGAUAUUGCUGCAAUGGGUGUGGAAGCGGCAAGAAAGGAGAUGGCCGGAAAAUGGGAACGUAUGUUUAUAACCUAGAUGAAUCACGGUAUCUCACUUGAUUAACUAUAUUUUUAUAGAACCCAUACUUGGCUUCCGGAUGCCGCCCAAGCUGGCGCUCGCUUCAUCCAGAGCUACCACGCAGAUAAAGUCCUUUUCUCCACCGAUGCCAAAACCAAAGCCAUAGGAGUAACGGGCACCUGGGGCCCGCAGAAGGUCCCACUGAAUAUCGUGGCCAAAAAGGUCAUUGUGAGCGCUGGUUCGCUGCAUUCUCCGUGUCUACUCUUGCGCAGCGGAUUAACCGUACUUACCCCCUUCCCAUACUACAUGCAACUGCUAAACAAUAUCAGAACCCGAACAUUGGCAAAUACCUCCACCUCCACCCCAGCGUAACAAUCAGUGCCUUCUUCCCAGAGCCCACGGAUCCCUGGGUAGGCUCCCCGCUCACUGCCGCCUGCACGCGAUUCGAAAACCUAGACGGGAACCAUCAUGGCGGUAAGCUCGAAACCGCCGUGAUGGGCCCACUAGUAAUCGCGGGCGUGCUUCCCUGGCUCUCCUCGGCAAGCCUGAAGCGCACCUUGCUAAACUACCGCCACUCGGGCCUCUUCUUCACAAUCCAGCGCGAGUGCGAGCCCGGCAUGGUCACGCUGAACACCCGCGGCGAGCCGGUCGUCAAGUACACCAUCAGUGAAGCCGACCGAGCAAUGAUCCAGACUUCCCUGCUAGGACUAGCGAAGAUACUUUACGUCCAAGGAGCGGAGGAGAUAUUGCCCGCAGUCUACGGCUUAAAACCCUUCAAGCGUAACCCCACCGCUGCCGAGCGCGAGGAGGAAAUCCGCGAGGAGAUUGCCGAGGCAGAGUCCUCCGGGCGCUACUUCUGGGGCGGGAGGGGGCGCGGCGAGGAUAAAGACGACGACGAGGAGGAGGACGAGGAAGGUACAUGUGGAUAUGCAACGCAUCAGCUCAACGACCCCGGCAUCAUGGAUGUGAGGUUCCAGCGGUGGCUGAAGAAGUUUGCGGCCCACGGAAUGGGCGGAGAAAAGACGAUUUACGCGUCAGCACAUCAGAUGGGGAGCUGCCGUAUGGGUAAUGAUGGAGGCGUUGGGUCCGUUGUGGACCCCAGGGGGAGGGUUUGGGGAGUUGAGGGACUGUUGAUCGCGGAUGCGAGCGUCCUGCCGAGUGCUUGUGGGGUUAAUCCUAUGAUCACUGUCAUGGCUAUUUCAGAGUGGAUUGUUGGCGGGGUGGUGGCGGAGUUGAAACCGCAGAGGGGUGGUGGUGCCAAAGUUUAG